Humulus lupulus (European hop) is the source of this 1857-nucleotide messenger RNA. RefSeq lists its product as uncharacterized. The record is from RefSeq and is a predicted model, not a curated record. The coding region runs from base 135 to 1415 and encodes 426 amino acids. The transcript is spliced from 5 exons. Lineage: Eukaryota; Viridiplantae; Streptophyta; Magnoliopsida; Rosales; Cannabaceae. Gene Ontology annotation, biological process: asymmetric cell division.
AAAGACCAGAGUGAUCAAACUCGAAGGUAGGUGACACUGCAAAAAGUUCAAACCUUCAAUCACAUUGAAUGUAGAGAGAGGGAGAGAGAGUCCAUUGCAGAGCCUCAUUGCACACUCCCAGACUCCAUACCCGAAUGUGGCAAGCUCUCUUGGCCGCGGCCGUUGCUGGAUCCACCGGCAUAGUCGCCAAGCACCUCUUCAAGGCCACCCCUGAUCCCACUACUCUCGCCACCGAGAAACCAACCAUUAUUCACGAUCACGAGGAGGAUGAGGAUGAGAGCCAGGGAAUCCAGUUUUUGGGAUCUUCUGGUCAUCUGGGUUUGUCUCAUGCGAGCGCUUAUGUAUGUGAAGAUGGGAUCUUUAGGUUUUCCAGUAUGGAGGUGAAUGGGGGUCGAGUUGGUUCGAAGAAAUUGAGUAAGAAAAGUAGGGUUUUAGGUCGUCAGUUGAAGAAAGGAGUUGGGUUUGAGAGAUCUGAUGGUUUGGAGCAGAGGAGGAGUGUGAGGAGGUUUGGUGUUUGCUUAAAGAGAAGGAAGACUAGCAAAAAAGUAGCUGGAAAGAAUGAAACCUAUUCUUCUUCUUCUUCUAAUGAUACCUCCUUAUUUGGAUGGGGACUUGGGGUUGGGAUAAUGUACAUGAUGUCAGCUGGGAGAGUCGAGUUCAGUAAGCUAAAUACAGCAAUGAGUGAGACGGCAAAGGUUGUUGAACAGUUAAAAACAGAGAUUCAUAAAAGGAAAUUUUCUCCAAAUCUUGAAGUUGCAGGUGGUGCAUGUGAGGUCAUUUCUAACCACAAUGAUUCUCACCCAGACCUUAACAAGUCAAGCAGAAUUGAACAACUUGGCCCUAAUGACAUCAACAACUUCAAUCCUAUGAUCAUUGAUGGUGAAUGUGGAAGUAGUGCUCUUACAGAAGAACCUGAGCCAGGGGUGCAGGAAAUGGAUCAACUGGAAAAGGAGCUUGAAUUCGAACUACAAAAACUUCCAUGGUGCACUGUAGAAGCUUCCGACUUUGAGGAUUCAAUAGAUCUGGUUGAGACCGAAAUUUCAGCUCAACUGUUCCCUGCUGAACAAGAGAGACAAGAUUCUGGAAUUUUGCCAGUAGAGCUCGAUCAGAAAUUGUGUCAUUUGCUUAUUGAACGACAGGAAAACCCAAUAGAGGAACUGGAAUCUGAAUUGCAUGUGGCCCAAAGCAAACUUCAUGAGAAAGAAGCUGAGCUCCAAGCACUGAAGGACUGUGUUAAGCGCCUAACACAGUUUUCUAUUUCAUCUUUAUCAGAUGAUGAAACCGAGACAGAAGCUGAACAAGAGCAGACCCUUGAUUGGAAUCACAAGAAGGUUGGAUCUGAGUCAAAAGAACCAGGAGUUGGGAUGAAAAGACCUCUUGAUUCAAAUAUCGUGAAAUAUAACAUUAUUUCAUAAGUGGACACAAAGCAGGGUAAAAUGUUCGGUAAUAAAUUCCAUUAGUGCUCUGGUGGUUGAUUGUGCCCUUGGUGUUGGGACAGAUGAGACUUGAGAGGGAAAGGUGGUGCCUACCAGUGGGUCAGGGUUGUGGUAAGUUUUUCUUUCCCAAAUCUAUAAAAAUGGUGGGAAUGAUGACCCCCCAGUGACCCAGAUGUAUGAUCUUUUGCUGGAAAUUAUAUACCGGUAAUUGUUCUUUUUUUGGUGUAUCAUAUUGAUAGAAGAAGCACAAAAACUCUUUUUGUAAUAAUGUAGUUUCUUUACUGUAGUAUUGCCAUAAUCUGAUAUGAUAAAGAUGGCACAUAUGUAAUGUAUUUGACAAAUAUUUCAUUUAUAUGAACCCCAAUCAUCAAUGUAAAUUAUAAAGCUAUAUUUGUGAGGCAAAUUCAGAAAGAGGAUUGGA